This is a messenger RNA of Camelina sativa (false flax), 1227 nucleotides long. RefSeq lists its product as uncharacterized. NCBI's taxonomy places the organism in Eukaryota, Viridiplantae, Streptophyta, Magnoliopsida, Brassicales, Brassicaceae. The record is from RefSeq and is a predicted model, not a curated record.
UAGCUGCUAAAAUGGAUUAAAAUAUUCAUGUAAGACCCUUACACAUAUGAGUCUGUAUCCUCAUGAGAACAGGAGAGAGAUAGAGAAAGAGAUGAUUUUCAAAAGAUAAACAUAGAAAAAAGAGAAACUCAAAUUAAUCAAAGAUAUAAUAUAAUGUGUAUUAUUUAUAGAUCAGAUCACAUCUUUAAGCUUCUUCUUCUCCUUCUUCGACUUCUUUUCUCGUCUACUCUUUCUCUUCUCAAACUCAAUAGAACAGAAACUCUUACUAUAGACCAGAAAGCAGAUCUGGGAUUUUGUUUUCGUUGAUGUCUUCAUACGGAGAAGUAUUUCAAUCAGGAUCCAUGGCUUUUGAGUAGGUUAAUGUAUUACACCAUCACAAAUUAAGAAUACUCGUUGAUGCAAAAAAAGAAGUAAGACUGUGGCUAAAGUGAAGGCAGUGGCUAAUACGCGCCAAAGUGGGAGCGUGAGGUUAAUUUUAUAAAUUUUUUAAAUGGAGGAGGAAAGCCAAAAGCCGCAUCGAGUGUCACGUAAAUUAGAGCAGAGUGAAUCCCACUGUAAUAGUCAAGGAGGAGGCGAUGAAGAGCCGAGAUCAGCCAGAUGCUCCCGGAAAAGGUGCCGGUCUUGGGCGGCGGCGGGGAUCGCUGACUGCGUGGCGCUCUGCUGUUGUCCCUGCGCCGUGGUGAACCUCCUCACCCUCGCCUUCGUUAAGGUCCCCUGGAUGAUCGGGCGGAAAUGUAUCGGCCGGAGUAAGAAGAAGGGGAGGAACCGGGACGAUCGUUUACAUGAGCAGCAGCAGCAGAAGCGGAGGUCGGCAGAGAUGGUGAGCGGUGGUGGAUGUUGCGGUGGCGGAGAUGACGACCACCGGUUUGUGGUGGAGAGAGAUGGGAGUUUGACGAAGGAGGAGGAAGAAGAAAGAAGGGGGGCGUCGUUAGAAGAAGAGACGAGGAUAAGUGCGAGAGUGGAAGCAGAGAGAGUUUGGUUGGAGUUGUAUCAGAUUGGUCAUCUUGGCUUUGGUCGAGUCUCCUUCACUGGAAUUCAAUCAAUUCAUCAUCAGUAGUAAUCAAUCAGUAAUCUAAUCAAUCAUUAAUAGAGAGUCAGAGAGAUACAUAUAUUCAUAGCUAGGCAGGCGUAUCAUUUCCAAAACAACAUCAAAAUAGUAAUAUAUACAUAAAAAUUGUUUUGUGAAAUUCUUUUAGUGCAGCAAAUAAAAUUCCACAAUUACAUAUU